AUGCCUACGUUCUCUUUUCGUUUAUUUCGAAGACUCAUAGCCGGGCUCUUUGCACUCGCUCAUCUAACGUCCGGCACUCUGGAAUUGUCUCUUCACGCUACCUUCGCACAGCCAGUUAUUGCCUGGAUACUAUCUGGUUUUGAGAUGAUACUUAUUGGAUGGUUUAUCACAGCAGCGAUCGUUAAACCGAUUCUAAAGAAGCCUCACACGGUUGCUCAAGAGCUUUUCUCGUCCUUUGCAAUGUUUAUAUUGAGUAUCGUCCUUUCCCUAGUCGCCCUUACGGUCUCCCUGAAAAGCGAAGGGAUGAAGGAACCUCAUAUCAUGGUCAUCUCAGGCAUCUGGCUCAGAGUUCUAGUGUUCGCUUCCUUUUCCCAGGUCGCGUAUACCUUUUCAUUCUUCAUUCUCGUCGGCAUGACUGCUGCCACCUACGACCGUUCGAUUUGGCUAAGAAAUAUGGACGGCUCACCUUCGCCUUUCUCGAUGACCAUACUCCUCUCUUUUAUGUUGCCUUGUAUCUUCAAACCAUGCAAUACCGUGUACAUGGCCUCAUUGACAGCUCAAGACGAUAACAUCUCUCCUUCUCGUCCUCAUUGCUAUGAUCGUGUUACCUGUAACUGUCCUGCGAAGGAAGGUCCGGUCUCCGAUCUUCCAGUGACCACGACGACGCACACAAACUCUCUCGAUGAAACUGCUGUUUCUCAACUUGCUACUCCUUUGAAAUCUCGAAGCCAAGUUCUUUCAAAUCUUGUUCCGUGGAGGAACUCAGGAACUACUAUGUCGUUGUCCAAGUCUCUUAUUGAAAUCCCUGAUGCUGCACAGAGAAGAAUGUCUUAUCCGGUAGCUUUAAAUAGAGGGCAGGAUGAUAUUUUAGUUGGCAUGUAA
Messenger RNA from Marasmius oreades (fairy-ring Marasmius), 882 nucleotides. RefSeq lists its product as uncharacterized. The coding region runs from base 1 to 882 and encodes 293 amino acids. NCBI's taxonomy places the organism in Eukaryota, Fungi, Basidiomycota, Agaricomycetes, Agaricales, Marasmiaceae. The record is from RefSeq and is a predicted model, not a curated record. The transcript is spliced from 5 exons.